Messenger RNA from Papaver somniferum (opium poppy), 1538 nucleotides. RefSeq names its product acyl-CoA-binding domain-containing protein 6-like. The transcript has 7 exons. Lineage: Eukaryota; Viridiplantae; Streptophyta; Magnoliopsida; Ranunculales; Papaveraceae. The record is from RefSeq and is a predicted model, not a curated record. The coding region runs from base 723 to 1235 and encodes 170 amino acids. Gene Ontology annotation, molecular function: protein binding.
GUGAUAUACACAGGACCUAAACUGGCCACCGUCGUCUUGUUUUUCUCCUCCCAAUUUCUUCCACCCCUGUUACCGUCGCCUGCUCGUAACAUCUUCAGAGUUCAACUUCAAACCCAUAUAACAAAAUAGUUACCAAGUAAAACCCUUGUUAUCAGUUUAUGUAUUAGUUUUAAUUGUAAGUGUAUGUAUGUAAUAUUGGAAAGGCAACAAUUUAGGUUUAAUAAUCAAGAACCGCAAGAAUCAAAUCUCUAGAAACCAAUCUUACUACUACCCUUUUUUCAAUUUGAUUUACUGAACAACAAUAACAAUUUAUUAAUAAAAUCAGAUUAUUUCAUUAGUACUUCAUCUCUCUUUCAUCUCCUCUCCAUAGAAGAUCUGAAGAACAUCAUCUCUCUUUCAUCUCCUCUCCACAGAAGCUCUGAAAUCAACCAGUGAAGAAAAAAACCUAAACCCAGAUCACGGUCUCCUCUUCAAACGUCAUCAUCAAUGGAUGAAGAUGAUCAGGGUGAUAUUGGGAAGGUGAUGAAGUGGAUGUUGAAAAUCUUUACUGAGACGAAUUCAAAUCUUAAUCACCAGCUUUACCAUCACUUCUUGGGUAUAGACCAAUCUGAAGAUGUUUUAUGUUGGAAAAAUCCAGAAAAUCCCAAGUUUUUGUUCGGGGCACAAGUUAUGGAUGAUGGGAUGUAUGGGCAUUUGAUAUAGAAACGGAAUGCUGGUCACUUAUGGAAGCCAGAGGGGAAGUUCCGGUUUCUCGCAGGGGUCACAGUGUAACUAGAGCUGGUUCAGUUUUGAUCCUCUUCAGGGGUGAAGAUGCUAAAGGAAGAAAAUUGAAUGAUAUACGUAUGUUCGAUCUUAAGUCUUUGAUGUGGCUUCCUCUGCACUACACAGGGAGUAGACCGUCUCCAAGAUUUAAUCACGUGGCUGCCCUCUAUGAUGACAGAAUCCUUUUCAUUUUUAGAGGUUCAUCAAAAUCAAGGACUAUGAAUGAUUUGUACUCUCUUGAUUUUGAAACGAUGAUAUGGAUAAGAAUUAAGCUUCGUGGAUUCCAUCCAUCACCUAGAGCUGGUAGCUGUGGAAUUUUAUGUGGGAAUAAAUGGUACAUUGCCGGAGGGGGAAGCAAGAAAAAAGUAUAUCUUGAACACUUCCCAAUGCAUUUGCAUUUUUCUGCUUGGACUAGUUUUAAGCAUGAGUAUGUUUUAAGCAUUUUUGUGAAGAUUUACAUAAAGAUGACUUAGGCUCUUAGUCGCUACCAUAAUAUGCUUCCACUUGUUUUAGAGUUUGAAUUUGUAAUCUUGUUUUAAAGGGCAUGCGGAUACAUUGGUCCUUGAUGUCCUAAUACUCGAGUGGUCAGUAGCUGUGUCAUCAUCUCCAUCUUCGGCAACUUCCACCAAAGUGAUUUUGGUGACUAUGUGCAGACAUUAUAUAGAGCCCAAGUAUUUUUUCAAAUUAAACACUUCUUUGUCAUGAUCAUUCUCUGUUGUUAAGACUUUGUGUUAUGUAAUAGAAUAUGAGAACAAUUAUUAAUAUUGGUUUUGAAA